This is a messenger RNA of Cavenderia fasciculata, 354 nucleotides long. RefSeq lists its product as uncharacterized. The record is from RefSeq and is a predicted model, not a curated record. NCBI's taxonomy places the organism in Eukaryota, Evosea, Eumycetozoa, Acytosteliales, Cavenderiaceae. The coding region runs from base 1 to 354 and encodes 117 amino acids. The transcript has a single exon.
AUGGAUACCGAUCACUAUGAUGACGCACUUGGCGGGGUUGACUUUGGACGCAGUGGCAUCACAAAAGUCAUCGAAGUGCUUGUUUGUGCGGUUGAGCUCGCCUCGAUUGGCUGCCAAACCAAGCGAGUCGUCGGCAAACGAUUGGAUUGCGAGUCGAACAGAUAUGCUCAUUGGCAUGCCUGUGAUGGUCUUGUCGGCGAUGAUGGUCCUAGGGAGACACUCUAUGACGAUGGCAAAGAUGGUUGGGGAAAUUGGAUCGCCCUGUUUUGUACCUCGUUUGAUUUCGAACGGUUCAGACAGUACGUUGUUGACGAUGGCGCGGACCAUGGAGCCGCUCAAAAGGCAGAGUAUUAG